Myiozetetes cayanensis is the source of this 2553-nucleotide messenger RNA. It is a transcript of the gene NSUN2, whose product is annotated as NOP2/Sun RNA methyltransferase 2. Gene Ontology annotation, biological process: tRNA methylation. Bases 35 to 2401 code for a protein of 788 amino acids. Gene Ontology annotation, cellular component: nucleus; cytoplasm. The record is from RefSeq and is a predicted model, not a curated record. Gene Ontology annotation, molecular function: tRNA binding; tRNA (cytidine-N5)-methyltransferase activity. The transcript has 19 exons. Lineage: Eukaryota; Metazoa; Chordata; Aves; Passeriformes; Tyrannidae.
GCUGCUGUCGCGGCUCGGCCGCCGCCUGGCCGCCAUGGGCCGGCGGGCGCGGGACCGCCGGCGACAGCAGCAGCAUCCGCGGCAGGAGCGGGGCGGCGGCGGCGGCGCCGGGGACCAGGCGGGCUGGACCGGCGGCUACCCCGAGAUCGUGAAGGAGAACGAGCUGUUCGAGCGGUACUACCGGGAGCUGGGCAUCGUGCCCGCCGGCGAGUGGGACGCGUUCAUGGCGGCGCUGCGGGAGCCGCUGCCCGCCACGCUGCGCAUCACGGGCUACCGCAGCCACGCCAAAGAGAUUCUCCACUGCUUGAAGGAAAAAUACUUCAAGGAGCUGCAGGACCUGGAGGUGGAUGGUCAAAAAGUCGAGAUGCCACAGGCGCUGAGCUGGUAUCCAGAAGAGUUAGCCUGGCACACUAACUUGAGUAGAAAAAUCUUACGCAAGUCCCCACAACUGGAAAAGUUUCAUCAGUUUCUGGUUAGCGAGACAGAGUGUGGAAAUAUCAGUCGUCAAGAGGCUGUUAGUAUGAUCCCACCUCUGCUGCUUAACGUUAGCCCUCAUCAUAAGAUUCUAGAUAUGUGUGCUGCACCUGGAUCUAAGACUGCACAACUCAUUGAAAUGUUGCAUGCUGACAUGAAUGUUCCUUUUCCCAAGGGUUUCGUAAUUGCUAAUGAUGUCGACAACAAGCGCUGCUAUUUGCUGGUUCAUCAGGCUAAGAGAUUAAACAGUCCGUGCAUCAUGGUGGUAAAUCAUGAUGCCUCCAGCAUUCCUAACCUACAAAUAGAUGUUGAUGGAAAAAAAGAGAUCCUCUUCUAUGACAGGAUUUUAUGUGACGUCCCCUGCAGCGGAGAUGGAACCAUGAGGAAAAACAUUGAUGUAUGGAAGAAGUGGACAACACAAAACAGUUUGCAGCUCCAUGGAUUGCAGCUGAGAAUUGCAACCCGUGGUGUUGAACAGCUGGCAGAAGGUGGGAGAAUGGUGUAUUCUACGUGUUCAUUGAAUCCUAUCGAAAAUGAAGCUGUAAUCGCAUCUCUGCUGGAAAAAAGUCAAGGUGCCUUAGAACUUGCUGAUGUCUCUUCUGAGUUACCAGGCUUGAAGAGGAUGCCAGGAAUUACAAAAUGGAAGGUAAUGCUGAAAGAUGGACAGUGGUUUGAAGAGUGGAAAGAUGUGCCUUCGAAUAGACAAACACAAAUACGUCCCACUAUGUUUCCAUUAAAAGAUGAAGAGAAGCUCAAGGCAAUGAAUCUAGAGCGUUGUCUUAGGAUAUUACCACAUCACCAGAACACAGGUGGUUUCUUUGUGGCUGUGUUAAUUAAAAAAUCUCCAAUGCCCUGGAAUAAACGUCAGCCUAAGGUUCAUCAGAAGUUACCGCAAAGAACAGGAGAUACUGAAGUGUCAGCAACUAAUUCAGAUAACGGUUCUGACUGUAUUACUGAAGAACCAAUACUUUCUGAAAAUGAGGAGUCUAAGAAAAUGCAAGGAUUGCAGAAUUCGGACACUGAGCAAAGCAAAAAGGAAGGAGUAUGUGGGCCACCACCAUCUAAAAAAAUGAAGUUGUUUGGUUUUAAAGAAGACCCUUUUGUCUUUCUCCCUGAAGAUGAUCCAUUGUUCCUUCCUAUCGAGAAGUUCUAUGCAUUGGACCCAUCAUUUCCCAAGAUGAAUUUACUGACUCGAACUCAAGAAGGAAAGAAGAGACAGCUGUACAUGGUUUCUAAGGAGCUAAGGAAUGUGCUUCUGAACAACAGUGAGAAGAUGAAGGUUAUUAACACAGGGAUAAAAGUCUGGUCUCGCAACAGUGAUGGUGAACAGUUUGGAUGUGCAUUCCGAUUAGCGCAAGAGGGAAUUUAUACUCUGUACCCAUUCAUUCAUGCGAGGAUUAUAAAUGUCUGCAUAGAAGAUGUUAAAAUUCUGCUAACCCAGGAAAACCCAUUCUUAAGUAAAUUUAGCAGUGAAACACAGAAGAAAGUCAAAGACAUGGCAAUGGGCAGUGUAGUUCUGAAGUAUGACCCCGACCCUGAAAAACCUGAUGAUCUUCAGUGUCCCAUAGUGCUGUGUGGUUGGCAAGGAAAGACGUCACUUCGUGCCUUUGUGCCCAAGAACGAGAGACUUCAUUACCUGAGGAUGAUGGGAGUUGAAGUGUUUAAAGCAAAGAGGAAAGAGGAGGAAUUGGAAAACAAAACUGAGGAACAUAAGCUGGCGCAAACAGAGGAAAGAAUGGAUGUGGAAGAUAAAGAACACGAUUUAGUCACAAAAAUGGAAGCAGAAAUAGGUGAAGAAUCUUCCCAGAGUCCUGUGGAAAGCAGUGCAAUGGAAAUAGAAAAUAAAACUGAGGAUUCAGAUCAAUCUAGUAAAAAUGCCACCACUCACAUAAGCAAAGGCACAGAUACAAGUAAUGUGAAAGAUUAGGUUUUUUAGUAUUGCUUGGCAGCUUCCAUGAGGCUCAAAUCGAGACUUUUGCUUUUAGCAUGAAACUGUAUUUUAAAAUUUCGGUUGGAGUGGAAUGUUCCUCUUUUUGAAGUUACACCUAUUUUAUAUUUUCAAUGAAAGCUAUAAAGAGA